Messenger RNA from Biomphalaria glabrata, 1047 nucleotides. RefSeq lists its product as uncharacterized. Gene Ontology annotation, molecular function: G protein-coupled peptide receptor activity. Gene Ontology annotation, biological process: neuropeptide signaling pathway. Lineage: Eukaryota; Metazoa; Mollusca; Gastropoda; Planorbidae. Gene Ontology annotation, cellular component: membrane. Bases 1 to 1047 code for a protein of 348 amino acids. The record is from RefSeq and is a predicted model, not a curated record. The transcript has a single exon.
AUGAACUCGUCCGCCAAUGGCAGUACAGGCAGCAAGGUCCAGGUGCUUAUGUCGGACGAGGCCAAAUUCUAUUUCGAUUUUUGGUUCGGCACCAUCGUCAGCACUCCUUUAGCCAUCCUCACCAUGAUCGCCAACGUGCUCAACAUGGUCGUGUUCGUCAAGAUGGGCUUCCAGGAGCGUGUCAACUACACCCUGUUCUGGCUGUCCGUCUGCGACUUUGUCACCGCCGGGACGGUGUCGAUAAUGAGCAAUUGUCACGUCGGCGACAUUUCGGCGUUCGGAGUCGUUUUGGACGCUGACUCGACGGCCUUGAUCAUGGCCUGGACGCGCUGCAUGUUCGUGGAUGUGUCCAGCGUGCUGACUGUGUACGUUUCGGUGGAGAGGUGCAUGUGUAUCCUCAGACCUUUCACCUUCAACACCACAUUUCUUGUUAGACACGCCAAGGCGAUCAUGACGGCACUCUCGCUCUUCGUGAUCAUCAACUAUCUUCCGAUCUUUUUCACGUUCGACUUCCACCUAGAAUUCAACCUAGCCACCAAUACCACCAUCCUUUUCAUGACCUACUCCGACGUCAACCUUCGGUUCCAGCUUUACAACGAUAUGGCCUUCGGGUUCCUCUUCACUGGCAUGUGCCAGAUCUGCAUCUUCUUUUGCGCUGUCGUGAUGCAUCAUGGGCUGCGGAAGACGUCAACGGUUCGAGACAGCGCCAGUCAGGAGAAAGGGGACUCAAAAGGGCGAGGGGUCAAGGGGUCAGCCAUGUCCACGAAAGAAAGACGAAUGGUGAGGAUGAUACUCAUCCUAGCGUCGCUGUACAUGGUGAUAAGUGUCCCUCAGAUUCUGUUCUUGGCGGCCUGUCACAUAUCGCCUGAUCUGACGGCAGAUGAGAACUACAACAUUCACAUUAGCAUAUACAGUGUUGGCAUUUACUUGGGUGUCAUCUACGGAUGUUUCAGUACAGUCAUCUACUUCAAGUGUAGUACUAAUUAUAGGGCCGUCAUAUUUCGCGCCAUCGGAUAUUUCGUGACCAAGAAUAUAUAUGAAAAGUAA